AGAAGCCUGAGUCCAGAUAAUUUCGAUGACUCAGAUCUACCCAUCUGUGAAGUCUUCUUAUACAGUAAUUGUUUGUAGGUGGUCAUUUCAAAGGAAGUGUUUAUCGACAGUGAUUGCAGACAUUCCCAUCACAACUACUGUUCAAUCAUGGACCAAACUCAGCAUUCAAGCAAAGCUGCAGAGGCCCAAGCUUCAAAACCAGAGAAUACAAGGCUCUGCGAUGGAUUCAGGAUAUUUUUGGCAGCCCUCUCAUUCACCUACAUAUGCAAAGGACUAGGUGGAGUCCUUAUUAAAAGUUCCAUCACUCAGAUAGAAAGAAGAUUUGACAUACCAUCUUCCAUUUCUGGUUUGAUUGAUGGAGGCUUUGAAAUUGGGAAUUUAUCAGUUAUUUUAUUUGUAAGUUACUUUGGAUCCAAACUACACAGACCAAAGCUGAUUGGAACUGGUUGUUUUAUCAUGGGCAUUGGGAGUAUUCUGACUGGGUUGCCACAUUUCUUCAUGGGAUAUUACAGGUAUGCAACAGAAAUUGACAUUGGCUCUUUUGGCAACUCCACAUUGACGUGUUUAAACAAUCAAAUGAUAUCACUCAAUGGAACACCACCUGAGAUAGUGGAAAAAGGUUGUGUAAAGGGGUCCAGGUCAUACAUGUGGAUUUAUGUCUUGAUGGGGAAUAUGCUUCGUGGGAUAGGGGAAACACCAAUAGUACCCCUGGGAAUUUCCUACAUUGAUGACUUUGCAAAAGGAGGACAUUCUUCUAUGUACAUCGGUACUCUGCAUAGUAUAGCAAUGAUUGGACCAAUCCUUGGCUUUAUCAUGUCAUCGGUGUUUGCUAAACUAUUUGUAGACGUUGGAUAUGUAGACCUGAGCUUUCUACGAUCUCUGAAAAGCAUCCUUACCAACGACCUAUAUGUUAUAUUCGUGAUACUGACAUUGCUGCAAAUCAGCAGCUUGAUUGGUUCCUUUAGUUACACAUUCAAGUUUAUAGAGCAGCAGUUCGGCAAGACAGCAUCCCAGGCCAACUUUAUGUUAGGAAGUAUAACUGUACCUACUACAGCAAUCGGAAUCUUUUUAGGAGGAUAUAUAAUUAAGAAACUCAAAUUGACCCUGGCUGGACUCGCCAAGUUUGCAUUUUUCACUUCCUCAAUGGCCUAUGUGUCUCAGCUGUUAUAUUUGCCCCUAAUCUGUGAAAACAAGUCAUUUGCUGGCAUAACCUUGGCCUAUGAUGGAAUGAACCCAGUGGACUCUCACAUAGAUGUACCACUUUCUCAUUGCAACUCAGACUGCAGUUGUGAUAAAAAUCAAUGGGAACCCGUCUGUGGGGAAAAUGGAGUGACUUACAUUUCACCUUGUCUGGCGGGAUGCAAGUCGUUUCGUGGUGAUAAGAACCUGAAUAAUAUGGAAUUCUAUGACUGCAGUUGUAUCAGUGACACUGGUUUCCUGAAUGGAAACCACUCAGCGCGUUUAGGUGAAUGCCCAAGAGACAAAUGCAAAACCAAGUAUUACUUUUAUAUAAUUUUUCAAGUCAUUUUGUCUGUUUUCACUGCAAUGGGAAGCACUUCUUUUAUGUUGAUUCUGAUGAAGUGUGUCCAACCUGAAUUGAAAUCACUUGCAAUGGGUUUCCAUUCACUGGUUAUAAGAACACUAGGAGGAAUUCUAGCUCCAGUCUAUUUUGGAGCAUUGAUUGACAGAACGUGUAUUAAGUGGUCUGUUACCAGCUGUGGAGCACGUGGGGCAUGUAGGCUAUAUAACUCCAGACUAUUUGGAAUCAUCUACGUGGGCUUAGGCAUAUCUUUAAAAACUCCAGCACUUUUUUUGUAUGUUGUAUUAAUUUAUAUCAUGAAGAAAAAAAUUAAAGGAAAUGAUAACAAGAUAUUGGAAAAUGGAAGAAAAUUCACAGAUGAAAACAACCCAGAAUCUAUAAAUAAAAAUGGUUACUAUUGUGUACCUUCUGAUGAAGAAAACAGUGAAUCACCUCUUUAA
This is a messenger RNA of Grammomys surdaster, 1980 nucleotides long. Its product is annotated as solute carrier organic anion transporter family member 1B2-like. Gene Ontology annotation, molecular function: protein binding; structural constituent of nuclear pore. The coding region runs from base 148 to 1980 and encodes 610 amino acids. Gene Ontology annotation, biological process: nucleocytoplasmic transport; sodium-independent organic anion transport; transmembrane transport. Gene Ontology annotation, cellular component: membrane; nuclear pore. The transcript has 15 exons. Lineage: Eukaryota; Metazoa; Chordata; Mammalia; Rodentia; Muridae. The record is from RefSeq and is a predicted model, not a curated record.